This is a messenger RNA of Juglans microcarpa x Juglans regia, 616 nucleotides long. RefSeq lists its product as uncharacterized. The coding region runs from base 203 to 433 and encodes 76 amino acids. The record is from RefSeq and is a predicted model, not a curated record. Gene Ontology annotation, cellular component: mitochondrion. Gene Ontology annotation, biological process: mitochondrial respiratory chain complex IV assembly. NCBI's taxonomy places the organism in Eukaryota, Viridiplantae, Streptophyta, Magnoliopsida, Fagales, Juglandaceae. The transcript has 2 exons.
GCUCCUAACGACUACAAUAGCUCCCAAGUUACCAAGGUCUCGUCUUCAUCCCCGUCCCAGCGUCAUUCGACUUGCAGUUCAUCUCUCUGUCGCUCCCUCGGCGUAGCAUUUCUAGGGUUUUGGUUUUGGGAGAAGAUUUGCAGUUAAACUGAGGAGUACGUUUCCGUUUAUUUCAGGAUCAAUACUUUGUUAGGGGAAGAAAAUGUCUUCUUUGGGAACUUCCAAGGGAAUACUUGAGAUCGCCAAGUUCGGGAUCUAUGUGACCGUUCCCAUCGUUCUUAUGUAUGCCUUCGCUAACAAUACUAAGAAUAUUCAGAAAUUCAUGGGAAAUCAUUCUUAUAUAGUGUAUCCCCCUGAGGGACCAAGGCCUCCGUCACCAGAGGAGCUAAGGGAGAUGGCCCGUGAACUAGCCCGCAAGAACAAAAACCAUUGAAUGUUCUUUGCGUUUGUAAGUGACUAUUGACUAUUGUAGCUUUUCAGUUGUAUUUACGGGUGCCUCUGAAAAAUCAAGAUAGUGUGAUAUCCAGGAAGGAAAGUCAUAAGGCUCAUUUUGAAAGCUUGAAUGACUUGUUUUGUAUGACUAAUGCUCAUAAAUCACUUUUAUAUAUUUCUUUUU